AAACGGAAAACAGGCGCUUUUCGUUUGCCCUCGUUAACAGUUACAGCUCCAGCGAAACAGUAGCCUUCCUAUAGUUUUAACCGGACUCGUCACCCAUUUAUGUAUUUUAACAGAUAACUACAUGGCAGCGACAGGACGGAAGGACUCCUCUGCAGAGCAAAGACUGUCUUCGCCAGUGACUCACUGCGGCUCCACAGUCAGCAGCGCUGAGGAUGACCAUCCGAUUAACAGUCAUGACAGCAAUUGUAACAACCACCGGUUUCCCGCGGCAACAGCAGGUCACUGGGUCCAUGCUGGUGAGGAAGAGGAAGCUCUUCGCAGGAAGCUGAAAUACUUCUUUAUGAGCCCUUGUGACAAAUAUCAUGCCAAGGGGCGCUAUCCUUUUAAACUGGUCCUGCAGCUAGCCAAGAUUCUUGUAGUCACCGCUCAGUUGGUGCUGUUUGGCCUCAGCAACCAGGUGGUGGUGACCUUCAAGGAGGAGAAUACUAUGACCUUCAAGAACAUCUUCCUCAAGAACUACGAUGAGUCCUUAGAUGACUCCUUUGCUGUUUAUACACAGGAGGAUGUCUAUGACCACAUCUUCUAUGCCGUGGAGCGGUAUCUGGCCUUAUCAAAUACCACAGUGGGACGCUAUGCAUAUGUCUACGAUGUUGGCGUGAAUGGCAGCGCCCUCUCACUCUGCCAGCAAUACUACAAGAAGGGACACAUCGACCCCGCCAACGACACCUUCAGCAUUGACCCCCGUGUCAUCAAAGAGUGUGUUGGUGUGAACCCCAUGACGGUCCCCCCAGCUUUGCUCACAAGCAGCUACAAGAACUUUACACUCAAGUUCCACAAGUUGAUUAAUGUUACCAUAGAGUUCCAGCUGAAGGCCAUCAAUAUCCAGACUAUCAUCAACAACGAGAUACCGGACUGCUACACUUUUUACAUAACAAUAGUUCUGGAUAACAAGGCUCACAGUGGCAAGGUGAAGAUCCACUUAGAUAACCAGGCUUCAAUAAAGGAGUGCAAAGACCCGAGCAUCUCUGGACAGGUUCAGACAUACGCACGCUUGGCGUUUGAUAUUGUUGUGCUUCUGAUGUGCAUGCUGUCACUGAUGCUGUGUGGACGCUCCAUAAUAAGAGGCAUCAUACUGCAAAAGGAGUUUGUGCAGUUCUUCAGGCAAACUCUGGAUCGUAAAGUGUGCUUUGCAGACCGGCUUGAGUUUAUCAAUGGCUGGUAUAUUCUCCUCAUCAUCAGUGACAUCUUUACCAUCACUGGAAGUUUCAUCAAAAUCGGCAUUGAGUCUAAGAAUAUAUCCUCCUAUGACCUCUGUGCCAUCCUCUUGGGAACUUCCACUCUGUUAGUGUGGGUGGGAGUCAUUCGCUACCUCACGUUCUUCCAAAAGUACAACAUCCUAAUCGUGACACUUCGAGCAGCUUUCCCCAAUGUGAUUCGGUUCUGCUGCUGUGUGGCCGUCAUCUAUCUGGGCUACUGCUUCUGUGGCUGGAUCGUCCUGGGACCAUACCAUGUCAAGUUCCGCUCUCUGUCCAUGGUGUCCGAGUGUCUGUUCUCCCUGAUUAACGGCGAUGACAUGUUCGUGACGUUCUCAUCGAUGCAGGAGACCAGUCUUCUAGUGUGGCUGUUCAGCCAGGUUUACCUGUACACCUUCAUCUCCCUCUUCAUCUACAUGGUGCUGUCUCUCUUUAUUGCUCUCAUCACAGGAGCUUAUGAGAUGAUCAAGCACCAAACGCAAGAACCAAUCCACAUCACAGACCUGCAUGCCUUCAUAGCAGAGUGUACGGAUACGCCGAACUCUGGGAAGUUCAGAGGUCUGGAGCCUUCACCUUGCUCCUUCUGCUGCUAUGACAGAACAACCACAUAUGAAGAUGUCCUGCUUGUGAACUGAAGUUGACCUCACUGACCUCUGACGCCUCACUAGCUACCCCUGCUGACCAGUGGGGCACACUGCACACUCCCAACACCCAGCGUCUCUGUGUAUCUGGGUCAAACCGCAGGACUGCUCCAAAGUGGGAGUUGCGAUCGUCUGGAAUUGCACUCUUUAGUAGAGAUAUGGAACAACAGCCUUCUUCUUGACCCUUUUAAAUUUAUGGAGAAAAAAAACUGUUGGCUGAUGAAGAGGAAGAGGAAGACUAAUGCACAGACAUUUCUCUUGUUUUUUAGUUUGUUUUUUAAAUAAAAUUCAGUAUUUUUUUUUUCUUAUACAUUUUAUGCUCAUCCAGGCUAAGAAUUCUUAUUAGGAGACCAUCUAAGUGCAAGUGCCAUGAUAAGGACAUUUGAAGUAUUUCAGAUCAGUUAACUCCUGAGUAUGGGACUAAAAUGAGAUAUUUAUAAAUCUCCCAAAUCAUAUUCAAGAACAUUUUAUUGUACAGAACUCAUUGUUUGUUUUUUAAAUAACAUAAUGUUCCUAUAAUGCCUUUUUAAUAGCGCUCUAAAACUACUUUCCAUUUAACACUAGAAUAAUUUUCUUUUAACAGAGUCAGAGAUUCAGAAACAUCAGGAAACGGGACCACAGGGGUCGUACAGUGUGAGGUCUCAGACGUGGGAUUGAUUUGUUUUCUUUGUGAGCUGCACAUUCAGUAUAAAGUUUCAAACUGUGUCAUUAGCUUCAGCUCUGCUGCAUCAUGCUGCCUUCGAAUGUAGGUCUUAGUUUAGUUUUUAUUGCUUCGCUUUCUAUCAGUAGUGCUCAGGAUAAUGGGAUGCAUUUGUUCACUAACAAAGAACUCAGCCUGUGCUUGGCUGCAGUUCCUUCUCCAGUCCGUUCUUUAAUGAAGCCAAAGUAUUAAAAAGAAACCCAGACUUCAUCCAGCGUAUCAAAGCUAAAAGGAUUUCACCCGUUUAUCAGCUACGUUGACGGCCAUUAACAAAUUGGAUCUGACUUGUUUUAAGCACAAUAAAUAGUUUAAAGUAAAACUGAGUCUGAUUUGGGAGAAAUAGUGAAGGAAAAAACAGAAUGUCCUGUUUUAGUGACUUUCUCUGCUUUUUUUUGUUUGUUUGUUGUCUUCAUAAUUGUGUCUAAAACUGUGGCUCAGCGACUUGAUCUUUAGUAGAAACUUGAGUAAUGUAUCUUUGUUUUUCUUUGUGUCACAAAAAACGCACAAUAGUUAAUGGAGGGAGGAUCUCUGGAUCAUGAAGGAGUAGGUUAAUGAAGAGUAAGAUGAUUUUUCAGCCUUUUCAUUUUCUGUCUAAAACACCAGCAGAGUAAAUUGUAAACUAAAUAUGCUGAUGGAUUUACAUGGAAAUCAUAUCUAAAUUAUAUUUAACUUUAAAUGUUGUGACAAACAUGCAUAUCUUAUUUUUUACCUAGUGUUUGAUAGUUUUUUUAAGAUACAGAUUGCCUGCUCUUGAACUGUACUUGUGAGGUACAACACACAGUAUGAGUUGUCAUAAAGCCAUGUGCUUGUUGUCAAAUAUAUUGCCAAAUCUACUGAUUAAAGUUUCCCAAUCUGAUCUACAGCAA
Molecule: messenger RNA, 3460 nt
Organism: Archocentrus centrarchus (flier cichlid)
Lineage: Eukaryota; Metazoa; Chordata; Actinopteri; Cichliformes; Cichlidae
Gene: mcoln1a
Product: mucolipin TRP cation channel 1a
Exons: 14
Coding region: 122-1888 (588 amino acids)
Cellular component (GO): plasma membrane; lysosomal membrane
Molecular function (GO): NAADP-sensitive calcium-release channel activity
Source: RefSeq, a predicted model, not a curated record